Messenger RNA from Chiloscyllium plagiosum (whitespotted bambooshark), 3713 nucleotides. It is a transcript of the gene arhgef37, whose product is annotated as Rho guanine nucleotide exchange factor 37. Lineage: Eukaryota; Metazoa; Chordata; Chondrichthyes; Orectolobiformes; Hemiscylliidae. The record is from RefSeq and is a predicted model, not a curated record. Gene Ontology annotation, molecular function: protein binding; guanyl-nucleotide exchange factor activity. Gene Ontology annotation, cellular component: cytoplasm.
CAUGCCGUGUUCUAGCGUGCAUGUUCUUCCGGCUUCGCAGCUUUUACAGGUGGCUAAUAUGGAAUGUAGUGAUUGUGUUUGGAAGGAGGAGUGACAUUAUAAGCCGUUAAUUCUGCUUGAUCUUGCUGAUAUUUGCAUGGUAUAUGUUAGAGAGGGAUCUGGAUUGAAGAUUAAAGUGGAUGGGUAAAACGCUGGAAUAGAGAGAUGACAGUUAACUACAUUCCUGAUGGUCUGGACUCACAUGUAGGCCACGCUAGGGAAAAAUAGCCUUGUCCUUCCCGAAUGAAAGAAAAUGUGUGAGUAGCCCCUGAAAUGGCAAGGAAAUGCAACAUUGAAGGCACAAGAGUGCAGCGUAAAAACAAAAACAUCUUCCUUCGUUUAAGGUCGCCGAUAGCAGCAUUCAAGUGUGGUUUCAGAAACUGCUGAGAAAAACCGGUUUGUCAAGACCACGUUUUGGAAAACUAAUACGGUAAAUUGUAACCUAAUUACAGCUGCUUCAAUUUGCUGUUCUAUUUGAAUCAUUCAAGACUAACGUUCGGUUUGACCUGAAUGUACUGAUCCAACUGGCUGGAAUACCUGUUUCUGGGAGAUCAACAUUAAUGAGGGUAUUCUGAGACAGAGAUGAAACUUUAAGGGAACUGCCUGAUUUUGUUCCGAGAAACUACCACCAUCCUCUCUGACCUCCUGAUUUCACCCACAUGUUUGUGUGAUUCAUGGCUGGGCUUUCAUUAGGCAUAGUUACCAUGGAUGAUUCAUCAUAUGAGGAACUUAAUGGCAAAUUUACAUCAGCCAGUAAAAUGGAAGAAAAACAAAUGAAAGCUAUAGAAGAACUGGUUGAAACUGAAAAACGGUAUCUCAGUUUACUACAGCUGUGUGCAACAGAUAUCAGGAACCAUUUACAAUUCAAACAGGUGCCAGAUUUGGACCUGGAAGGCUUGUUUGGAGGCACUGAUGAAGUAUUACAUGUAUCCUCCAAUCUACUCAAAAAUUUGGAAGAUGCAGCCACUGGGAAAUCUGAUCAAGUCCUCUUGAUAAGCAACGUGUUUCUCACCUUCAAACAAGAGCUGGAAGAUGCUUACAAAGAGUACUGUGCAAACUAUGAGAACAUGUUGCAACUCGAAACUAACUACAAGAGGAAUGAACUUAUCUGGAAAGAAGUUACAGACACUCUCAAUGAAGUGGGAUCUCACACGGGGGCCAUUACAUUGACUUUCUUCUUAGUGACACCCGUUCAGCGGAUUGGUAAAUAUCCAUUACUUUUAAAAACUAUACUGGAAAAUACAGCACCAUCUGAUGAAGGUUACACUGCACUAGAAAAAGCUACAGUGGCGAUGCAAGAAGUAAAUUAUAAUAUCAAUGAAUACAAGAGACUAAAGGAAGUAGUAAUGAAAUACAGCAAACAAGAAAAUCUUUCAUUAAGGGAUACAAUAGGCAGAAUAAACAAGCAUUCCAUUGCAAAGAAGGCAUCCAGGCUCAGCCAAGCUAUUAAACAUGAAACAGGAAUCCUUCCAAAAGUAAAAGACAAAGAUUACGAGGAUUCAGUGAAACUUUUCUAUGUAAUUGAAAAAAAUGUUACAACACUGAAGAAAAACACAGAAAGCUUUAUAAAAAAUAUGGAGCAUUUUCAAAACGUACGGUCCUACCAUUAUGUACCCAAUUUGGUGGAUGAACAUACUACAAUCUGCUAUCAAGAAUUUAUACAGAUACUUCAUCAGAUGAUAAUUCCUGAAUUUAAACGAAGAUUGAAAUCAAUAAUUUAUGAACCGCUGUGUGCCCUCUCAAAUUUGUUCAGUAGCCCACAGCAACUGGUUAAAAAACAUAAUGAUAAAUUCUUAGAUUAUGAAAAAAUUCAAGAGAAAAUAAAGGAAGAAGGUAAUGCGUCUUAUGAAGAGAAGGCUGCUAUAGAGACGUACAAAGCACUGCAUUCUUUAUUACUUAUUGAGCUCCCUAAAUUUAACAGCAUUGUACUACAGCUACAAUCACAGAUUCUUCAAGCAGUUAUGACCAUUCAUCGUGACUUGGCCAACAAUGUGCUUCAAUUCAUCACCCAGCAUCUGCAUGAGUUUCUGUUUAGUAGCAAAGACAACUUUUGGCAACAAACUGAAGAAACAUUGCAGAAAUCAAGUGUAAAACUGGAAAGGUUUUGCCAGAUAUUUGAAUCAAUGAUGGAACAACCUAUAGAACAGCCUUAUAAUGAAGAAAAACUGGAAACUCUUCUGAAGAAGUACAGCCCAGAGAAGAUUUAUCAGGUUACCAGUAAUGUUUCUGGAAACAAAGACCUUGACCUGACACUUCAAAGAGGGGACCUUGUGGCACUUCUUCAAGCCACAGACACAAGAGGAAAUUCAAAUAGAUGGCUUGUGGAUUCAGGAGGCCAUCGAGGAUUUGUUCCUGCUGGAAAACUGAGUCCACUUCAGCCUGGAAAACAACUAAAUAAUGUUCCACUAUCACAGGGCCCCUCUCUUGAUCACAUUGUGGAUGGAGCAAUUAACAGAAGAAAAUCUUCUCCUUCACCUGAAAGUCCUCUUUGCCGACUUCCAGAACCAAUGCAGUAUCAAGUUAUUGCAGCAUAUCAGUUUACAGCAAGAGGACCUCAUGAAGCCAGCUUACAACCUGGACAAGCUGUAACAAUCCUGGAAGCUCAUGAUAAGAAGGGGAACAAUGAAUGGUACCUUGUUGAAGUGAAUGGACAAAGGGGAUAUGUGCCUUCAAAUUAUUUGAUGAAAGUGCCUUGCACUGGAGGGAGGAAAUCAUUUGCACUAUAAUAUUAAUAAUUAGUAUCCUACCAUUCAAAAAGUUGCACUAACUGUUUUUUUGCACAUCAGUUUGCAGUGGCAAAGGAGAUAUGAAGAACUGUAAAACACUAAUUUUGCUUUCCAAAAUCUUAUGUCUGCUAACAUUACGAGCUUUGUUUAUUUUGUUUUGAGGAGUUUAACAGAAACUAAAAUUACUAUGAUAGCAUGAUAUAAUGAAUUUUGAAUCAGUAUUCAGAUUUUAAGAUGCAUCAUAAUAUGAUUGCCAAAUGUUGUUCCCUCACAUGUAAAACACUCAACUCUACUCAUGCACUUUUUAAGCUUGUAAAGAAUAUUGUCCAUGAUAAUUAUGUGCUUAAUGUUUAAUAUCAAAUAAGUCAAUCAUCAAUAUUCUUAAAGUUAUCUAUAUAUUAGGCUUUAACUCAGUCUAGGCAAUGUGACCUUAAUUUCACCACUUUUCCGAUGCUUAAGACUUUCACCUUAUUCAGGUGAUUCUCAAAGUUGAAUUUGCUGCAUGGAAAUGGUUGGAACCAACUUAUUUUGGAUAGUUGACGCAAAGUUGACAGUAGGUCAUUCAGCACUAUAAUGAAUAGUUUGCUUCUUAAAACAUAUGUGGGAAAUUUUUUUUUAACUUGUUCUGUAACUGACACUAGUAUCCUUAAUGCUUGAAAAUUUGAAGCUAAGUAUUUCAUUGUGAAAAUGGAUUUUGUCAAUCAGUAGGAUAAAAAUGUUCCAUUUCUGUGUACUGCCCUUUCUGACUUUGCACAAACAAGUUAUUUUUUGAAGGAAAUUUGACACUAGUUGGAGUUUUAACAAGCUUGCACUUUAUUCUCGACAGCAACUUCUUCACAAUGAUCAAUUGUAGCAUUGUAUUUUACGAUGAAAUAGAUGUUUAUUGUGUUUACUUAUAUGGUAAAUUUGAAUAUCUUAUGUAAUAGAUUAAAGGAACACUAAAUUAAA